AUGACACACCUGAAAUCGACAUGGUCCAGCUUUUUUUCACGCUUCCAACAUGACAACAACAACUUACCUGCCAACGGUGACCGUCGUCGUCCAUCACAUACUAGCAGCUGUAGCUCGCUUUCAAUGUGGAGUGAUACCGGAUCCACAUUUUCGGAAAAGAAAAAAUCAAGCCGAGGUUUAUCAAUCCCCUCUCUUUUGCUUCGUCGACGAGGAUCAGGUGCAUCGACGUCAACAUCAUGCUCGUCACUCGUAUUGGAUCAACAACAGCAUGACAUGGAAAAAGAAACAAGACGGCUACAGAGCCUUUAUGAGUUAGCCUUAGAUGAAAUCAAGUAUGCCGAAGACUCACGUGGAUCACCUUAUUAUCCUGGUGAUCGAGUUACUGCUCGAGAGGCCAUUGAUGGAUGUGCAACGGCUGUCAUGGAACUACAGCAACAAAAUCCAACAUUGCAACCACUCAUUCAUUCUACCAUGGCACCUCGUCUCAUUGAACUUGAAACAAAAUACCAUGCACUACCCAAACCAGUCGAUGAGGCAUAA
Messenger RNA from Lichtheimia ornata, 540 nucleotides. RefSeq lists its product as uncharacterized. Lineage: Eukaryota; Fungi; Mucoromycota; Mucoromycetes; Mucorales; Lichtheimiaceae. The record is from RefSeq and is a predicted model, not a curated record. The coding region runs from base 1 to 540 and encodes 179 amino acids. The transcript has a single exon.